AUGGAUCUGACAAAGAUGGGCAUGAUCCAGCUACAGAACCCCAGCCACCCCACGGGGCUCCUGUGCAAGGCCAACCAGAUGCGGCUGGCCGGGACGCUGUGCGAUGUGGUCAUCAUGGUGGACAGCCAGGAGUUCCAUGCCCACCGGACUGUGCUGGCCUGCACCAGCAAGAUGUUUGAGAUCCUCUUCCACCGCAACAGCCAGCACUAUACUCUGGACUUCCUGUCUCCCAAGACCUUCCAGCAGAUUCUGGAGUAUGCAUACACGGCCACGCUGCAGGCCAAGGCGGAGGACUUGGAUGACCUGCUGUAUGCCGCCGAGAUCCUGGAGAUCGAGUACCUGGAGGAGCAGUGCCUGAAGAUCCUGGAGACCAUCCAGGCCUCAGAUGAGAAUGACACGGAGGCCACCAUGGCAGAGGGCGGGGCCGAGGAGGAAGAGGACCGCAGGGCGCGCUACCUGAAGAACAUCUUCAUCUCGAAGCAUUCCAGCGAGGAGAGUGGCUGUGCCAGUGUGGCGGCCCAGAGCCUCCCUGGGCCCAUGGUGGACCAGAGCCCUUCCGUCUCCACCUCAUUUGGCCUUUCAGCCAUGAGCCCCACCAAGGCAGCGGUGGACAGUCUGAUGACCAUAGGACAGUCUCUCCUGCAGGGGACUCUUCAGCCGCCUGCUGGGCCUGAGGAGCCGACCCUGGCUGGGGGUGGGCGGCACCCUGCAGUGGCCGAGGUGAAGCCGGAGAUGAUGCAGGUGGAUGAGGUGCCCGGCCAGGAAAGCCCUGGGGCCGCGGAGUCUAGCAUCUCAGCUGGGAUGGGGGACAAGUUGGAGGAAAGGGGCAAGGAGGGGCCCGGGACCCCUACUCGGAGCAGUGUCAUCACCAGCGCCCGGGAGCUGCACUACGGGCGUGAGGAGAGUGCUGAGCAGCUGCCGCCUCCGGUCGAGGCCGGCCAGGGGCCCCCCGGCCGACUGGAGCCCCCUGCGCCCCUGGCUGAGAAGCACCUGGGCCUCUACCCCGUGUUGCCCAACCACAAGGCCGAUGCUGUGCUGAGCAUGCCGUCCUCGGUGACCUCCGGCCUCCACGUGCAGCCCGCCCUGGCUGUCUCCAUGGACUUCAGCACCUACGGGGGUCUGCUGCCCCAGGGCUUCAUCCAGCGGGAGCUCUUCAGCAAGCUGGGGGAGCUGGCUGUGGGCAUGAAGGCCGAGAGCCGCACUGUUGGGGAGCAGUGCAGUGUGUGCGGCGUGGAGCUUCCUGACAACGAGGCCGUGGAGCAGCACAGGAAACUGCACAGCGGGAUGAAGACGUACGGGUGUGAGCUCUGCGGAAAGCGGUUCCUGGACAGUCUGCGACUGAGAAUGCACUUACUGGCUCAUUCAGCGGGUGCCAAAGCCUUUGUCUGCGAUCAGUGUGGAGCCCAGUUCUCGAAGGAGGAAGCCCUGGAGACACACAGGCAGACCCAUACUGGCACGGACAUGGCUGUCUUCUGUCUGCUGUGCGGGAAGCGUUUCCAGGCACAGAGCGCGCUCCAGCAGCACAUGGAGGUCCACGCAGGCGUGCGCAGCUACAUCUGCAGCGAAUGCAACCGCACCUUCCCCAGCCACACCGCCCUGAAACGCCACCUGCGCUCACACACAGGCGACCACCCAUACGAGUGUGAGUUCUGCGGCAGCUGCUUCCGGGAUGAGAGCACACUCAAGAGCCACAAGCGUAUCCACACGGGCGAGAAACCCUACGAGUGCAAUGGCUGCGGGAAGAAGUUCAGCCUCAAGCACCAGCUGGAGACGCACUAUCGAGUGCACACAGGUGAGAAACCCUUCGAGUGCAAGCUGUGUCACCAGCGCUCCCGGGACUACUCGGCCAUGAUCAAGCACCUGCGAACGCAUAACGGCGCGUCGCCCUACCAGUGCACCAUCUGCACAGAGUACUGCCCCAGCCUGUCCUCCAUGCAGAAGCACAUGAAGGGCCACAAGCCCGAGGAGAUCCCGCCCGACUGGAGGAUAGAGAAGACUUACCUCUACCUGUGCUACGUGUGA
Molecule: messenger RNA, 2022 nt
Organism: Rangifer tarandus platyrhynchus (Svalbard reindeer)
Lineage: Eukaryota; Metazoa; Chordata; Mammalia; Artiodactyla; Cervidae
Source: the annotation of a GenBank genome assembly